This is a messenger RNA of Clonostachys rhizophaga, 837 nucleotides long. NCBI's taxonomy places the organism in Eukaryota, Fungi, Ascomycota, Sordariomycetes, Hypocreales, Bionectriaceae. The record is from the annotation of a GenBank genome assembly.
AUGUGCUGCGUGUUAGAACAACGCACCCACGAUGCCGAUGCCUUUCUUCAGCCCGUUGUGACUCAACGGAAGAAGGCCCAGGCCGCGGAAGGCGAUGACUACCAGAAACCAGAUGACAUACUCCAGUGGAUCAUCGACUCUCAGAAGUUUGGCCAGGACGACAAGAACUUGGCCAAGUUGCAGCUGCCCCUCAGUUUUGGAGCCAUUCACACAACUACCCUGGCAGCAACCAAUGCGUUCUACACACUGGCGGCAAUGCCCCAUCUCGUGCCCAUGCUUCGCGAGGAUGUCCAACAAGCGCUCCAGCAAUCUGGAGGUCAGUUCACGAGCUUAGCGAUGCAGAAUAUGAAGAAGCUCGACAGUUUUCUCAAGGAGUCGAUGCGAUGUCACCCCAUGAGUGCAUCUUCAUUCCAGCGCAAGGUCCUCAAGUCCUUCGCGCUUUCGAGUGGCCAAGUAAUUCCCAAGGGCCAAAUCAUUGAGAUAGCCGCCGGUAGUGUGUCCAAGGACUCGGAAUUCUUUGAGGACCUAGAGACAUUUGAUGCGCUUCGCUUUCACAAGAUGCGCGAGACUAAGCAACGAUCUGGAACUGGGAGAUCAGCCGCCGAAAUCGUCGCGAAUAGCCAGUUCGUGAGCGUCGGAACCUCGAGCCUGGCCUUUGGGUACGGCCGGCACGCUUGCCCCGGACGAUUUUUCGCCGCCAAUGAGAUUAAAAUGGUAGUGGCAACGGCAUUGUUGCACUAUGAAAUGAAGAUGCCGGAUGGAGUCGAGGGGAGGUAUGAAAAUCUCAAGAUGGGAUCCCAGGUAAUCAUUCCCUACCCGCACGACUCGAAGGAUUAA